AUGACAAAAAAUGUCAGCGUAAUGAGAGCAGCACAGGCAAAUAUUCUCCGAGCAAUCGAUCACCAGUUCGAUGCGGUCGAAGAAUUACGAGGAAAGACCGUCGAUGAAGGUCUCCAAGGAAUUGCAGUGCAAAAACAACUGUUUCGAGAUAUAUUUGAGGAACGUCAACUUGGUAAUAAAUUACAAUUUGGACACAUUUGUGAAAAUCCGAUUGAAUGGGAGCAAAGAUUCGAAGAGAAGGAUUUUUCAAAAAAUCGUCAUCGAGGAAAGGUUAAGUGGGCAAAUGUAGAUGGCACCUAUGGCGAACACUAUUGGGAUAUAAAUCAUAAAUAAAUUAUAACAGCUGCUAUCCUCUAGCAUAUUCUACAAAUUUAAUUUUUCAAUGUUUGUCCAUUCGAUAAUAUCUCUGAAAUUGCAUCAGAAUUAAAAGGAACAGCUAGAACCAGCGUUACACCGAAAACAAGAAUUAACUCUUUCUAGAGGGCGCUUUUUGUCGCUUAAUAAUCUCACGUUUAAUACUAAAAAUACAUCAUUUAUCUUUAAUUAAUAAAA
Colletes gigas is the source of this 552-nucleotide messenger RNA. RefSeq lists its product as uncharacterized. NCBI's taxonomy places the organism in Eukaryota, Metazoa, Arthropoda, Insecta, Hymenoptera, Colletidae. The record is from RefSeq and is a predicted model, not a curated record. The transcript is spliced from 4 exons. The coding region runs from base 1 to 333 and encodes 110 amino acids.